CAGAUCAUGUCCCAAAUAGACAAUACAUUUAUAAAAUUGCGAGCUCGUUUGCGGGAGCGUGAUAUCAAGUUGUGGGAGGAGCCGUACUAUUUCGAUGGCGUGGGCAGUAUCGAAUCGGAGAUGGACCAUCUAGCGAGGGAUUUGAGUGGAGAACUGGGCAUUAGCACAUCCGAUUGCAGAUGUGCUCUGGCCGAAUUGCAAGAUAGUGCGCUGAGGAAAUUGGCUGCUCGCAGGGAGUUUAAUGACACGGGUUUGGCCACUUUCAAUGUGCGUUGUGUGGACAGCAAAUGCGGAACUUCGCAAAUGAUGGAAAUAAAGUGCUCAUUGAGUGGCCUUGGCUCAGAUCUGCAAAAGGAGGUGGCUAAGAAACUGAAUUUGAGUGAUGCCAGUCAUGUAAAGUGCAUUUUCGGUGGACGCAUUAUCAAUGGACUGAGAACUUUGGCCUCGCAGGGUCUGAAAACCAAUCAACAAUUAAUGGUGGUGGUGGGCGGAGAAAACAAGCGACAGGAGUUGCAUGAACGCAUUCAAAGGAUUCGCGCGGAUGUGGAGAUAGUUGCAAAUGCCGAUCAUCGCUUUAUGAAGAUGGAGGACCAGGAUGGACGUCCGAUUUUCCUGCCACCAGAUGAAAACCGAUCUUUGUUAAUGGCUUUGGGUAUGUACGAAAUAGCCAGGGCAGCCAUGCGAAAAGAAAACUACGAUGAGGCUUUACUUUUGCUACUCGAAGCCGAUGAACUUUUUAGCCAAUGUAACUCUAAGUUUUUGGAAGCGGUGGAUAAUUAUGCCUUAAUAAAUCUGGACAUAGUGUGGUGCUAUCUUUGUCUGAAGAAUAUCACCCAAUUACCAGAUGCGCAGCGACGUUUGGAUAUUUGCGAAAGAAGUUUUCGCAAGAGUUAUGGAGAGCAGUUUAAUCGUUUAUAUGCCAUUAGGGGUACAAGUUGCCCCGAAAGAGCUCUGAUUAUGAGGCUACACCUGCUCCAAGGUGUGCUCUUCUUUCACCAAAAUCGAAGAGAUGAGUCAUAUGAAAGAUUGGAGGAGGCAGCCCAAGCCUUGGAUGAAUUAAAAGUCGAUGACAACGCCCUUUUAACUCUAGUGGAAAUGGGUUUUGAGGAAUCGGAUGCCAGAUUGGCCUUAAGAUCCAGUGCGGGUGACGUGGAUAGAGCUUUACAAUUUAUCCAAGCACGCAGGGAGAAAGUCGGUGAAGAACGCAGAAACUCAGCUCCCUUAAGGAAAGUAAAUCAAGAGAUGAGGGAGGCAAAUUCAGGAAGAGAGUGGGUGGAUCCCCGUAGUGUUUUCAGGCUCAUGGAAAUGGGAUACGAAAGAUGUUUGGUGGUAGAAGCUCUGAAGAGGACGAAAAAUAAUCUAGAUCGAAGUGUGGACCUACUGCAGCGCCAUUCAGAUGAACUUAGGGCCAAUCUGCCCGCCGUACCGCCCGUCGAUGAAUCGUUAUUAUCCACACUACUACAACUAGGCUUUCAGGCCCCUUCCGCUCGAGCUGCCUUGGAAACUACCGAAAAUAAUUUCCGAAAAUCCGUGGAAUUUCUAUUGAAAAGUUUUGUCAACGAAGCGGAGUUAUUGGCAGUUGUUGAAGCCAUGACAAAGUUACUGGAAGAUCAUGGUCCAUCGGGCUCAAAUAGAGCUACUACCAAUAGCUCUACCCCUAUCUUAAACUUAUCCGUCAGCAAGUUGAACUUUAUCGAAUCGGCUCUUGGUAUGGCCAAAUCGGAAAUGGAAUCGUACAAUGCCUUCAAAAGAUUCAAUGAAAACCUCUCUGAAAAUAGUUCCAACUAUUUGGAUCUGCCGUUGGUGCAGGAAGAACAAAUUCUCAACGAGUACAGGCGUUUGCUGGAACGAUAGUUUUAAAAAUAUUUUAAAAUCAAAAUAUUAACUGAAACGCUGUCACUAAGAUAUUUUUAAAUAUCUAGACAUUAAAAGCCGUGAGCCGUGUCGCUUAAUCAAAAAGGAUCUAUAAAUACCUU
Molecule: messenger RNA, 1976 nt
Organism: Drosophila gunungcola (fruit fly)
Lineage: Eukaryota; Metazoa; Arthropoda; Insecta; Diptera; Drosophilidae
Product: NEDD8 ultimate buster 1
Exons: 1
Coding region: 7-1854 (615 amino acids)
Biological process (GO): regulation of ubiquitin-dependent protein catabolic process
Molecular function (GO): protein binding
Source: RefSeq, a predicted model, not a curated record